CCAUGGGAGUCGGCUUCAAAUCGCAGAUGCACUAUCAACCUUGCAGGAGAAAUUACAAAGUUAAAGAAAGCGAUGCCGAGAAAAUUUGGAACACUGGUGAUUUGAGCCGCACCAGCUACGCAACCAAAAAAAUGAUCCAAUGCCUCGCCGAGCACAUAGGACUGGUGUACAACUCGACGCAAACCAACUUGCACGUUUAUAUUAAAAUGGCGUCUAAAAUGUUGCGACGCCUUUACGCCACUAUUCGUGAAGAGAAUACGAAGAAAGCGCAAGAAAUCAUAGAUUCGCCGCCCUCGUCGCUCGAAGCCAAUUACGAUAAGAAGAAGAUGGCUAUAUUUCAGAAUGAGAUGUAUGAAGACUCCCAGGAUGAUUUCUCCUUAACCUACUUUGAUUUUGCCACCGAAAUGAUGAUCAAACUCUACGAAUGCAGCGGAACCAAAACAUCGAACGAGGAAACGUUCGCGUUUGACUUCCUGGUGUGUCUCCUUCAGUCCAAAACGUUGGAUCACUUCUGGAAAUUGUACGAUUUCAACUCUGAACAAAGCAGUGUGAUUCCCGCAGACCACGAACUAAACUUGCCAUGCAUGAUGUUUGACAAUUUUAUUAAAUAUGAUUCUUCUUUGUGCAUUCCAGCAAACGGCUUGCUUCUGCUUACUGAACGGCCUCUUCUUACCCUGAGACCGAUCAACAUACAAAUGUACAACACGUCAUCCAUCACCGCGUGUUUGGAGAUGAAUGGCUCGCUUCCUAACGCGGAAACCAAGGAGGAGUUUGAAAUGAUCUACAAUUAUAUCAGAGGAGUGGCUCCGAAUCUGACGAUCAUCUGGGACCAAGGCUUUUACGACAAGCUGAACAAGAAAUUCAUGUGGUGCCGCAGCGACUUGGGUCCCUCCCAUCCUGGGGCUAAAAUUCCGAUCCCUGUCACCAUGAACGCGACGACCAAACAGGAUUUCGUGAUGCUUGUCUCGCUGCCGGGUGCGACGCCAAAUCUGCACGCCGUCCCCGCCACCGAGCAGCUCAAAUACCAAACCGACGUCUUCUGCCACUUCCCAGAUAACUCUAUGAACGAGUGCACGACCGUGAUACCGAAGAAUCCGUGGGAGUAAUAUAUGCUUUUAAAUAUAUUUCAAUUAGGGAAUUAAUUUGACAAUAAA
Messenger RNA from Cloeon dipterum, 1154 nucleotides. RefSeq lists its product as uncharacterized. NCBI's taxonomy places the organism in Eukaryota, Metazoa, Arthropoda, Insecta, Ephemeroptera, Baetidae. The coding region runs from base 3 to 1106 and encodes 367 amino acids. Gene Ontology annotation, molecular function: odorant binding. The record is from RefSeq and is a predicted model, not a curated record. The transcript has 10 exons.